Molecule: messenger RNA, 1201 nt
Organism: Selaginella moellendorffii
Lineage: Eukaryota; Viridiplantae; Streptophyta; Lycopodiopsida; Selaginellales; Selaginellaceae
Product: 50S ribosomal protein L3-2, chloroplastic
Exons: 5
Coding region: 49-1050 (333 amino acids)
Biological process (GO): translation
Cellular component (GO): mitochondrial large ribosomal subunit; ribosome
Molecular function (GO): structural constituent of ribosome
Source: RefSeq, a predicted model, not a curated record
UCAAGAAUAUUCGCUUAGGGCUCUAAGGUUUGUUGUUGCGGGAAGGGAAUGCUGCUGCAGCCCACGCGAUGGCGGCAGCUAAUGGAUGGGAUCGGGCGUGCGGGGCGUCAGGUCGAUUCGGCAUUCUCUUGGCGGCAGCCGAUCCAUGGCGCUGGAGGGCCUGGGCCUCGGAUCGAGCCGGCAUUCUCUUGCCCGCGCCGGUUUUACGCAAUCCUCACCAUGGAUGACUGCAUUCCCAAGCCGCGGCCCAUCGUGGAGGCCGUUCCCAAGCCCAUGGACAGGACGUCGAGGAGGACGGGUCUCAUUGCUGUGAAAUGCGGCAUGACCGCGGUCUGGGACAAAUGGGGGCGGAGGAUUCCAAUCACUGUGCUAUGGGCCGAUGAUAACCAGGUUGUCCAAGUGAAGACAGUGGAUCACGAAGGAUUCAACGCUCUCCAGGUGGGAUGUGGCCAGAAGAAGCCCAAGCAGCUGAGCAUACCAGAGCUCGGCCAUUUCCGAUCGAAAGGCGUGCCGAUCAAGCGAAAGCUCAAAGAGUUUCAAGUCUCCGAAGACGCGCUCCUCCCGGUCGGGACUCCACUUACCGUGAGGCAUUUUGUUCCUGGCCAGUUCUUGGACGUCACCGGCGUCAGCAUAGGAAAAGGAUUCCAGGGUCCGAUGAAAAGAUGGGGUUUUGCUGGAAUGCCUGCGUCCCACGGAGCCUCGCUUUCUCACAGAAGCCAUGGAGCCACUGGAGGAAGAAAAUCACCAGGCAAAGUUUUCAAGAAUAAAAAGAUGGCAGGACAAAUGGGAAACCGGAAGGCCACUGUGUUUUGCGUCUGGGUUUACAAAGUGGAGCCGCAGCGAGAUCUUAUAUGGGUCAAAGGACAGGUACCGGGUUGCAAAGGAAAUUUUGUCUACAUCAGAGACUCUUGGAACAAGCCGCCAGACGUUUCGCUCACUCCUUUUCCGACACAUUUCGCUCCUCCUGACGAAGAUCCUGCGACUCUAGAGGCACUGAUCGCAGAUGUAGGAGCCGAAGAUCCUUUCCAAGUUGAUGAAGAGAAGAAGUGAUCAUAGCACAAAGUUUUGGAAUAAUCCGCAUUUCUAACUUAUUCCAAAUCACGAUUCUGGGCUUGACAUUCACCAAUUACUGUUUGCUACCAAUUUCAACAUACCAAAUCUGACGUAGUUUCAAAUGAAAACAAUAUAUAUAUUCGCAAAA